Molecule: messenger RNA, 1470 nt
Organism: Dothidotthia symphoricarpi CBS 119687
Lineage: Eukaryota; Fungi; Ascomycota; Dothideomycetes; Pleosporales; Dothidotthiaceae
Exons: 2
Coding region: 203-1207 (334 amino acids)
Source: RefSeq, a predicted model, not a curated record
ACGGAUGUGAUGCCAUUGAGUAGUAAAUGGUGUCCCAUGGUCGGUGUUGUGGAGGAGUAUGUAUAGCGUAGGGUGCGCCUGCCGUGACUGUAUCACUUUCUGCGCAAGCUAAACUGGAAGACUUUCUCUGUCGUAUACACAUUGAGCGCCUUUGAGUUCUUUCUCGGUGAACCGGUUAUAAUCGUACGGUCCAUCUUAUACAAUGAGUUUUCUUUCAGGAGCCGGGACAUGGCACCUCGAUAUCGAUCGAUACAUCAAUCGCGUCGUCCCUCAGUCGCCGCUUCACAAGCUUCCUACACCAGUAUCGAGGUUCUUAGGGUAUAGGAAGGAGCAGCGACAGGAUGUUGGGAAUAUAUGCGGAGUGCUUUGGUCGUUGUUGGGCGCAAUCUGCGGACUUUCGCUUGUGGCGGCGGUGUUCAACAACACCGAGAGUAUACAGAUGCACCAUCCUCCAGCACUUAUUGCAUCGUUUGGUGCCUCAGCAAUACUUGAGUACAAUACUAUCCGUUCACCUCUUGGACAGCCUCGCAAUGCGCUGCUCGGCCACACACUUUCCGCUCUCGUAGGCAUCGGCAUAUCCAAGCUUUUUCAAUUCCAUAGCGACUACGAGAGUAUCAAAUGGAUGGCUGGUGCGGUUGCUUGCGGCUGCGCCUCAGCCACGAUGCUGCUGACUGGAACGGUACAUCCACCUGGCGGGGCCUCUGCUGUGCUCGCUGUUACAGAGCCUGCCUUUACAGCUAUGGGGUGGUACUUUGCGGGGUUGAUAUUGUGGGGUACGACGCUCAUGUUGGUGGUUGCGCUAAUUAUCAACAACAUACAGCGACAAUUUCCUUUGUACUGGUGGACGUCCAUGGACCUGAAAAAGGCGAAGGAGCAUGACCCAGAGACGUUACCAGACGCAAGGGGUGGACUGGAGAAGAAGAAGACGGUCGAGCAGCAGAGGUAUGGUGUGAAUGGGGAGAGUAUUGAAAUUUCUGGAGCAGAAAUUGUGAUUCCAGAUGAUCUGAGUCUGAAUAAAGAAGAAGUUGAGAUACUGGAGAAGCUACGAGAGAGACUGAGGAAGAGAACAGAUGGUAGAGCGUUGAAUGAAGAAGAACGAGAAUCGGACAAGAUGGACUCGAACAGCAUAAGAAGCAGCGCAGAAUUCACGAUAGUUGCUAGUCGGAGCCAAGAGGUGCAGAGAAACGGGAGUGGGAGUACUUUGUAGUGGGCGAGUAUCAUUCUUAAGCUUAUCGGCGUGCAUACAAAUUGAUAGAUAAGAGCAAACACGUCGUGUGUCACAACUCCGAGGACUGUCGUGUGGUGAUGGUCCCUUUUUUCUAAAUAUGUUAUCCAGCAAGGAGGAAAUAUUUCAGAGGCAGGUUCGAUGACUGCUCGGUACUUUGUUCCGUCAACCCAGGUCGCUGGGGUGGAUGUGGUAAAUUUUGUACAGAAAAUGGAGUGUGCGACGUAGUGUUCAACAGACAGGAG